AGACCUCAGCUGAAGUUUCGUCUGGCCGGUUACCCACGCAAGCACAACGAGGGUCGUGUUGAGGUCUUCUACAAUGACGAGUGGGGCACCAUCUGCGAUGACGACUUCACACUGGGCAAUGCUCACGUGCUGUGCCGACACCUCGGCUUUGCUGCCACUGGCUGGACCCACAGCGCCAAGUACGGCAAAGGCGUCGGGCGGAUCUGGCUGGACAAUGUGAACUGUGCCGGAGGCGAGAAGAGCAUCGGGGACUGCAAACACCGGGGCUGGGGGAACAGCGACUGCAGCCAUGAGGAAGAUGCGGGUGUUAUCUGCAAGGAUGAGCGCAUCCCAGGCUUCAAGGACUCCAAUGUCAUCGAGGCGGCUGAAGCAAGCGGCCAGGAUGAAGGGCCGGAGCCUGAGGUCAGGCAGCAGGGCAUUGUGGGAUGUGGCUGCAUCCAGCACGGUUUCCUGGUGGAAUGUGUGCAGGAAGCUGCAUCAUUGCUGUGGAGAGCAGCUGUGUCCGUGGUGAUGGCAGAUGAUGCUGUUGUACUCAUGUGUGACACAAAGCUGGUCUCCAAAUCUCAGCCUAAACAAAAGCGCAGGGAGGACGUAGGGCCCAAGAAGAGGCUCUUCACGGAGCGUCAGCAGCUCAACUACCGCCUGCACUCGGUGUCCUGCACGGGGACAGAGGUGCACCUCUCCAUGUGUGCCUUUGAGUUCUACCGGGGCAACACCUCAGCUGCCUGUGGGGCUGGCAUGCCUGCCGUGGUCAGCUGCGUGCCUGGGCCCCUCUUCACCACCGGCAGUGCCCACAAGAAGAAACAGCGGCAGCAGCAGCAAGGCCAGCCCCGGAUCCGGCUGAAGGGUGGCGCGAAGGUCGGCGAGGGCCGCGUCGAGGUGCUCAAGAGCAGCGAGUGGGGUACAAUCUGUGACGACCGCUGGAACCUGCUGUCGGCCAGCGUGGUGUGCCGCGAGCUGGGCUUCGGCAGCGCCAAGGAGGCUCUUACUGGGGCACGCAUGGGCCAAGGAACGGGGCCCAUCCAUCUGAAUGAGGUGCAGUGCCGGGGCACCGAGAAGUCCCUCUGGAGCUGUCCCUUCAGGAACAUCACACAGGAGGACUGCAAGCACACGGAGGACGCGGCUGUGCGCUGCAACAUCCCCUACAUGGGCUACGAGAACCUGAUUCGGCUGAGCGGGGGCCGAAGCCGCUUCGAGGGGCGGGUCGAGGUGGCGGUGGGGGCUGGUGAUGGGGACCAGCCCCGCUGGGGUCUGGUCUGCGGCGAAGGCUGGGGGACACUGGAGGCGAUGGUGGCCUGUCGCCAGCUGGGUCUGGGAUUCGCUAACCACGGCUUACAA
Molecule: messenger RNA, 1338 nt
Organism: Acanthisitta chloris (rifleman)
Lineage: Eukaryota; Metazoa; Chordata; Aves; Passeriformes; Acanthisittidae
Product: lysyl oxidase homolog 3-like
Biological process (GO): peptidyl-lysine oxidation; inflammatory response
Cellular component (GO): membrane
Molecular function (GO): protein-lysine 6-oxidase activity
Source: RefSeq, a predicted model, not a curated record